GAUUUAUUACUCUUUGUCAUAUUCUGUACACAGCAUGGCAGGUCCACCAUGUGACUGCUUGAAAAGACGGAUUUAAUGAAACCUAAAAUUAGAUAAUAGAAUUUACCUUGGAAUAACAGAACAAGAUCAAAUAUUUAGACCUUUUGGUUUGUUUUAUCUUAUAUUCAUGUCAUGAAUGGAUGAAUGACGUUCACCACCUAGGACAAUACUGUAGAUAGCAGUCACUGCAAAGGCUGUAGGAGUCAAGUCUGUUCAGUUCACAUUUAUUAGCCAACAGAGGUUAAACCAGAAGCAAACACAUGCAGCUUUUAGCAGUUUGCUGGCUCCUGAAAAAGGUGGUUUUAAUGGUCUAAAUGGUUUGAGCAAACUCAAGUUGUGAUACUGGUGUCAGUGGUGAUUGUAAUAUGAUCCACAUGUUUGUAACGUGCACCUUCCACACAUGAUAUCACUGACGAACACAGAAGACUCACACAGUAAAAUACUAGAUACUAAAAUGGUCCAAAUCCCUUUCUCCCCAGAUGAACAGGUGAAUCAAAGUCAUUUUGGUUUCCUGUCUUCUUGUCUACAGUGAAGAGGACAAAUGAAGGCCUUAGGGGACUGGUCCACUUAUUGUAUUGUUAAGCAGGGGAAUAUGGGUGUUCCCCUUCCCAGAGGUUUAAGAUGUCAGGGCAGUGCAUGGUACAGUGAGGUGGGCCAUUGUCCCAAGUCCCAGGGGUGGAGGUAUCAAGGCAGAGGUGGAGGAGAAGGAACGAGGCAGCUUGAUGACAGAGGUUCGACUCUUUUGAGAAAGACGAAGAGAGAAGGAGAGGGAGCCAGAGGAGGGGAGUCCGCACUUUUUCCCCCACGAAAGACUCAAAGCCCACCAGGUGACGGGGCAAUAUGCGGUUUCCACUCCUGUGGCUGAUAAGUCUGUUUGCGGUGCUGGAAUACUGCAGUGCAGUUGCUGACCUGAGAGACUGCGAGGCAGCAGGCAGCAAGUGCCAUCCUCAAGCAGAGUGUCUGAAGGUCAAAAACAACUUCACCUGUGUGUGCCGCAUGGGCUACCAGGGCGAUGGUCUGUUGUGCAACGACAUCGAUGAAUGUCAGAGUGGCCUGCAUGGCUGUCACUCAAAGGCCCGCUGCAACAACACUCUGGGCAGCUACAGCUGUGUCUGCCGCAACGGAUAUGUUGGAGACGGCACCAACUGCCAGGACAUCGACGAGUGCCAAAAAGAGAAUGGAGGUUGCCACGCCAAUGCUCUCUGUACUAACUUCGAGGGAGGGCGACGGUGCCGGUGUAAAGUCGGCUUCGGGGGCAAUGGCUUCCAAUGUUCUGAUGUUAACGAAUGCACUAACCAAAGGAUCUGCCAUUGGAACGCCACCUGCAUCAACAACCCUGGGUCCUAUGUGUGUACCUGUAAUGCUGGCUACAAGGGCAACGGAAACUACCUGUGUCUUGACAUAGAUGAAUGUUCAGAGACUCCUCAUGUUUGUUCUUCCUCACUUGGCUACAGAGGCUGUAAAAAUCUGCCAGGCACCUACCACUGCACGUGCAGCAGUGGCUUCGAAAGUAACGGGCAGAGCUGUGUGGACAUCGACGAAUGUGCAAGCAACAUCUGCAGUCUAUAUGCAGACUGUGUAAACACAAUGGGGUCCUACCGGUGUACCUGCAACAGUGGUUUUGUAGGAAAUGGGCUGACAUGUGCAGACAUAAAUGAAUGCAAUGAAAACAAUCAAUGCGACCCCGAUGCUGUCUGUAUCAACAGGCUGGGGAGUUACGAGUGCUCCUGUCUGGGCGGUUUUGUCGGAGAUGGACGACUGUGUGAAGACAUUGAUGAGUGUGCAACACCCAGCAUCUGCCCUUCUUCCACUACCUGCGUCAACACUGGCGGGUCAUAUUACUGCGACUGUGGUAGUGGCUUCAUCUACAAUGACUCCAAGUGCUAUGAUGUGAAUGAGUGUGUGGCAGGCCGCUGCAGCCCCUCUGCAACCUGCACAAAUUCACCUGGCUCCUUCUCUUGUCAGUGUGCAGCAGGGUACAGGGGAGAUGGCUUCACCUGUGUAGAUGUUGAUGAAUGCUCGUUGGCUAAGCAGUGCCACUCAAAUGCAAUUUGCAUUAACCUUCCUGGCUCUUACAACUGCACAUGUCGGGUGGGUUAUUCUGGAGAUGGGGUGAUCCAGUGCAAUGAUGUGAACGAGUGUCUGGUGGAUAAUGGAGGUUGCAGAAACAAGGCUACAUGUGUCAACAACCAGGGUUCCUUCUCUUGCUUGUGCCUACCAGGCUUCACCUUGGUUAACCGGACUCUUUGCCAAGAUAUAAAUGAGUGUAAUGAACUGAACAAUCCAUGUGGAGUGAAUGAAGAGUGCAAGAAUAUUGACGGAUCACAUGAGUGCCCCUGCCGGGUCGGUUACUACCGCCCAGCCAGCAACAUGGACUGUGUUGAUAUGGAUGAGUGUAAAGACAACCCUUGCCAUGUCAACGCCACAUGCCUCAACACCAUCGGGUCCCACACUUGCACCUGUAAGCGAGGUUUUGUAGCAAAUGGCAGCAAGUGUGAGGAUAUUGAUGAGUGUUCUGCGGUGGGUACAUGUCACCCACAGGCAGUAUGUACAAACGUCAUAGGAGACUUCUUCUGCUCCUGUGAGCAGGGUUUCAAAGGUGAUGGCUUCUCCUGUCUUGAUGUGGAUGAGUGCACCCUCUCUGAUACCAUCUGCCCGGCCUUCUCAAAGUGUAUCAACUCCCCUGGUGCUCAUGUCUGCUCAUGUUUGAAUGGUACAGUGGCCUUCAAUGACACCUGUGUGCCACCCAGUCCGUUGUGUGACCCUUCCUGCCACAGUCAUGGCCUGUGCCACCGUUCACCCGCUGGAUACCAGUGUGUGUGUGACCUGGGUUAUGUGGGUAAUGGCCUGACUUGUUCUGACAUAGAUGAGUGCCAGAGGGAAAACGUUUGUCCUGAAAAUGAAACGGAGUGUGUGAAUAUCCCAGGAUCGUUUUCCUGUGUCUGCAGAAAAGGCUACACUCUCAGUGGAACACAAUGUGUUGAUGUGAACGAGUGCGAGACAGGGCAGCAGGAGUGCAGCGAGUUUGCCAAGUGUGUCAACACAAUGGGCAGCCAUUCCUGCUUCUGUCUCAGCGGCUUCACAGGUGAUGGGAAGAACUGCUCUGACUUCGAUGAGUGCCAAGUCCAAAAUGGAGGAUGCCAUCCAGUUGCCAGCUGCACUAACACGCCUGGAUCUUUCUACUGCGCCUGUCCGCCUGGCAUGGAGGGCAGUGGCUUUGACUGCCAGGAUGUGAAUGAGUGUGAGCAGAACUCCUCCCUGAUACACAACUGCAGUGCCCAGGCUUUGUGCCUCAACUCAAACGGGUCCUACAUCUGCCAGUGCCUGGAUGGAUAUCAUGGCGAUGGCUUUGUUUGUGAAGAUGUGGAUGAAUGUCAGCUGACCACAACCUGUAGCAGCAACACGACAUGCACUAACACCCCUGGUUCCUAUGCAUGUGCGUGUAUCUUGGUCCUGGUGUAUGACAAGGGCACGUGUGUGAGUCAAGACACCUGCCUAAAUGCUAGUAAUGCCUGCCACCCCCUCGCUGAGUGCCGCCCACACCAGGGUUCCUUCUACUGCCGGUGCAAAGAUGGUUAUGAAGGAAGUGGCACUGAUUGCUGGGAUGUAGAUGAAUGUGACCAUUCACAAGGUGAAGUCUGCCAUGCCUUCUCCUACUGCUUCAACACUGACGGCUCCUACAUCUGUGACUGCUGGGAGGGGUUUGAAGACAAUGGGACACACUGUCAGGACAUGGAUGAAUGUGUGACAGGGAACUUCACCUGCCCUGACAACAGUACCUGUACUAAUAUAGAGGGGAGCUAUGACUGUACCUGUGACGCAGGAUUCUCAGGCAACAGCUCCUUGUGUUUGGACAUAGAUGAGUGCUCGCUUGGCCUCAUCCAGUGUCCUAAUUUCUCAAACUGCCUAAACACAGUUGGAUCUUUUGACUGUGAGUGCUGGGGAGGUUACCAAGGCACCAACACAGACUGUGAGGAUAUCGAUGAGUGCCUAGACAACUCCACCUGCCCUGAGCAAAGCAUGUGCAUCAACACAAAUGGAGGCUACCUCUGUCUUUGUGAUGCUGGAUUUUUCAGUGUUGAUGACUUGUGUGUGGACAUCGAUGAAUGCAAGGAUACUAAGCUGGGGGAGUUUUGCACUAAUGGGACAUGUAUGAAUGCUAUUGGGUCAUAUUACUGUGAAUGUAUCAAAGGAUUCUGGAGUAAUGGGACAGAGUGCAUGGAUGUAGAUGAAUGCUCAGACUCACUCAACUCUUCAUUGUGUCAGCCCCAUUCUAUAUGUGUCAACAUCCCUGGGUCUUACCUUUGCCCCUGUAAUGAGGGGUUUAUUCUUAAUGGUACAGAGUGUCAGGAUGUGGAUGAGUGUCACAACCAAGAUCGUACCCCAUGCCCUGAGCACUCAUUAUGUAACAACACAGCAGGGUCAUUCUUCUGUCUGUGUUCUCCUGGGUACAAACCCAUUAGCCUGGGCUGUGAGGACAUCGAUGAAUGCAAGGUCAACACCACCUGCCGCUUUGACCAGGUGUGUACCAACCUGCCUGGAGCGUACAACUGCUCUUGUCCCCUGGGGUAUCACGAGGAGAAACAGGCAUGUGUGGACACCGAUGAAUGUGAGACUUCACCCUGCCAUCGCUUAGCACGGUGCUGGAACACCCCUGGCUCUUUUUCAUGCCACUGCCCCCUUGGCUUCGCUGGAAAUGGUACCUGGUGCAAAGAUGUGGAUGAGUGCGUUGCCCUGACCAAACCAUGCCACCCUCUCGCUCACUGUCACAACACCCCAGGGUCAUUUGUAUGUGUGUGUAUGCCUGGUUUUGUAAGUAUCGGGUCGCUGUGCGUAGACUUUGAUGAAUGCCAACAGGUUGAUGGGCUUUGUCACUCUGCUGCCACCUGCUCCAACCAUGUAGGAAGUUUCAAAUGCUCAUGCAGUCGUGGCUGGAAUGCCACCAAAGAUAAUGGUCUUGGAAAAGGAGGAUGUGUGGACUUGGAUGAGUGUUUGUCACCCAUGACAUGCCCUGGGCAAACAUCCUGUACCAACCUGCUAGGGUCUUAUACCUGUUCCUGUCCCAAAAACAGCACAGUGUGCAGAAGAAUGGCUCAAAAGGAGAGCAACCUGUACCCUUUUGGAUCAGAGGUUGGUGAUAAAGGAGUACAGGUGGACACAGAAGAUGGAAAUUCACCGUAUAUCACACCGCCAAUGGGUUUUCCCUUUAUGGGAAAAUUAUACGACAGGGUUUAUUUUUCUGACAAUGGCCUUGUCCAGUUUCAGUCCGUCGCUGAGAAUGAGCAGUACCUGCUGCCUGCUCCUUUAGCCAGUGGUUUCCCCGACAACAUGAAUGUGGCUCUGUUGGCGGUGUUCUGGGAUGAUGCUGACCUCACCACUGGCCAUGGACGGCUGCUCUAUCAGGAAUACCAUAAGGUGGACAUGUCAGAUGUCUACUCCCAGAUAGUGUUUAAUCGUACUGCAGAUGAAGUGACAAAGUUUGAGGUGCAGAGAAGCAAGUCUGCUUUUACCCCCGCCUGGAUCCUCAAGAUCACCUGGGACAAUGUGAUGCCCGUGUCCUACCAGAAGAUCAACCUCUCAGAGAUUAACACUUUCCAGUGUAUCCUGACUACGGAUGGAGCACGUUCCUUUGCCCUCUUGCGAUAUGGGGAGAUGCACUGGGGUCCUGGCCAGAGGCAAUAUCACGACGCUCUCAUUGGCUACACAGAUGGAAAAUCCUCAUUCAAGGAGCCCACUGUCCCCCCAGAAAACCUUUUCGGGCCUGGAGGCAGAUACAGGCCCCAACAGGUGAAAGGGACCCUGGGGAUGUUAGGUCAGCUGGUGUAUGAUUUGACAGGACCAGCAGGGUCAGACAUAGAUCCCCAAAUCAGGUGCCAAGCAUGGGCAAUGAAGGAGCCUGACCCUGCUGAGUGGACAAAGGAGCUGUCUUCAUGUCCUUGCAUCCGCACCCAGGCUCUGGAGGACCUGUCGUUCUUACAGGACACUACCGAUCUGGGCUUAAGAGUGAAGACGCUAAGGGGUCAGCGUUGGGGGGGUGCAGGGGGGCACAUCUUCAAGUCAGUCCUGUCCAACAGAUAUGGUUCAGGGAAGAGGUGUGUGUAUGAACCAGAAGGUCCCCUGCUGGCUGGGUACAACGAACGCUACUUCUCCAUACACAGCGUACAGAAACAUAUCGAUGAAGAUCUCCUGCCAUUCCAGUGGUGUUGUAUUGAGUCCCCUUUAUGUCACCUGUACCUCAACAAGAGACCGCUGGACCGUUGCCAAGGUUACAGCUGGGCCUGCCCAGACGGCUGCACCCCGGCCAAGAAGGCGACACAGGGUGUAGCAAUGGUCUAUGGCAGCCUCCAUUUCAUCACCUUUGACGGUACGGAGUACUCCUUCAAGGCCCUGGGAGAGUUUGUGAUAUUGCGUCUCUCUUCCACCACCGGCUCUAAUAUCUUCACCCUGCAAGGACAGACUGACAAGCUACACAUAGAUGCAAAGGGGAUCAUUGAGGUCCCAGUGGUGGUGCGCAUGGCUGCCUUCCACCAGGGCAUUGGCAAGAUUGAAUGGAGAUGUGCCGAGAAGGGAGAUGGACUCCAGGUUUUCGUGGAUAAUGUUGAGGUCCCACUCACAGUUGGUGUCGUGCACAUGGGUGAGAAGGACUUUGCUGUGCGCUGUAUGUCAAUGAAUCGCUGUGCAGCAGUAUACGCUGGUGGUCUCCAUGUGGUGGUAUGGCGGGCUGUCGGCCACAAUCAGCUGGUGGCCUUGGUGGAGGUUCCUCAGACCUUCUACAACCGCACUGUGGGUCUCAUGGGACUCUGGAGCUCCAACCGCUCAGACGACUUCCUCAUGUCCGACGGCAGGCUCCUCCCCUUAGCUGACCUCAACCCCCCCCCAGAGGAGAGACUGCAUGACUUUGGCAUGUCCUGGGCAGUCCCAGUCCCAGAGAGCCUGUUGUUCUCUCCGCCUCCACUGGUUCCACUGGAGCAUGUCUCCUCUGAGCACCUAAUGGAAAGCGUCAGUCCUGCUGAGAUGGAGGAGCUGAGGAGAACAUGUAAAGGCAGCAUGGAGUGUGUCUAUGACACCCUAGCAUCUGGCAGCUCUGACCUGGGCUUACAGACCCUGGACGCCAAGAAGAAAUACCAAAAUCUGGCUCUGAUCUAUGGUAACAUGCCUCCCAUACUGACAGAGCCCACAGUGAUCUGCAGUAAGGUCAAUUCUACUGUCAACAUUCAGAUCGUUGCUCAGGACCCUAACGGAGACCCCAUCACCUACUCACUGCUCUACCCCAGGCCUCCACGGGCUUCUAUUGGCAGCGGUGAUGGCUACCUGACAUGGACUCCCCUCAGCACCCAGCCUGUCCAGCUGACCAUCAAGGUCAGUGACGAGCUCACUAGCUCCCUGUUUACCCCCAUUCUACGCGUUUGCAACUGCCUCAAUGGAGGAACCUGCCAGUAUGACAGCAUCGCUGAAAACCACCAGCAGGGAAGGUUCCAGGUGGUGGGGUGCUUGUGCCCAAAGGGGUUCAGUGGGAAGUUCUGUGGGAACACUUCAGACGUAUGUCAAGGCAAGCCCUGUUUCCGAGGGGUGAAGUGCCAGUCGAAGACAGAGCUUGAUCAGUUCACCUGUGGAGAUUGUCCCGAGGAUACUGUCGCCAAAGGAAAACAAGGAUACAAGUGCUUUGAGCAUGACAUGUGUAUCCCUCCUUUCCCCUUCCCCUGCCACAAAGAUGCCGACUGCCGCAGCACAAAGCAGAACUACACCUGCACAUGUAAGCCCGGCUUUACUGGAAACGGGCACAACUGCACAGAUAUAGACGAGUGUGCAGAGCUCUCAACCUGCCCCAAUGCUAAGUUUGAGUGUAAGAACAAGCCGGGCUCUGUUGACUGCGUCUGUAGAUACAAGGACACCAAGGACACUGAUGGAUGUGGUGACUCUGCCAACCCUCCAGGGUCUAAUUUGUUCAAUGUCUCUGUGAGUUGGAAGAAGAACAGAUCUGACGGACUCAAACAGCUGGUGGACAUUCUGUUGAUGGGUUUCCAGAACAAAUUCUACAACGCCAGUAAGAAGGACGCAUUACUGGGCUCCAAACCAGGUUUGGAUGAAUAUCGUAUCAACGUGUCCAGUGACACACCCCACUGGUAUAUCAGAGACUACCUGGCCAGAGUUAGCAGCCUCUAUGAUAUCCGUGCCAUUGAAGUUGAUGAUCUGGAUGAGUGUAAGGCCAAGGAGGCGGUGUGUGCCCAUCCAGCUCUCUGUGCCAACACUUACGGAGGCUACAGGUGUGUUUGUAACGGCACUGAUGUGGAUGAAACCCAGUCCUGUGUAUUAGAGAGAGACAAGGUGAGCGAUGUGGAGCUGGACCUUGUUCUGGGGCUGGUUCUGGGCAUCGGCAUCCCUCUGCUCCUGCUGCUUCUCCUGGCUGCGCUGGCCUGCUUCUGCUGCUGCAAGAAGACUGUUACUGGAGACCUCCCCCACUUGUUGCCAGACCACAUCCAAGAGCAGUACAACCCUCCGCCCUUCAACUACUCCGACCCUGCCCUGCACUACAUGACCCACUGCAGCCCCCGGAUCAUAGACAACAUCGCACCCAGGCAGCGCCUCAGAUAGCACACACUAAAACCGUAUAAACAGACAUGGAUGUGUGAACAUCACUCACACAGACAGUAAAGCUUGUACACAAAAAUGCACGGACUUACAAACACAAUGCAAGCACUUUUGGAGCCACUGUCUGUCUUAUCAUGACAGGAUGAAUGACUCUUAUUUAUACGGUAACAAACAAGUAAUUAAACCCAAGGGACUUUUAAAGUCAAUUAUUUCAGAUCCUCUCCACUGAGCGAUGGACCUGCCAAUUGUGAGCUGAAAGUUUUUUCGGCUGGACAACAGUUUACAGUCAGAGUCUGACCCAGCAGAACUCGACAAUCUCUUGGCUGGAGACGGCGAUGAAAAGUAAACCACUGCAGUGGUCUUUAGCUUCCAGCUGAUACUAGGCCAACAGCAUCCUGGAUAUCAAUUUUAGCAGCUGCCAGCACACCUGGCAUCGUGCGCCCUCCCUCUGUUCACAAUUAUAUUCAGUGCCGAGCUUGAUAUUGCACCUGUCCAAAAUGUACAGUAACACAUCCAUAUUUGGAAAAUCAGCGUCACUCAUAAUCAACAAAACAUCGUUGAUUUAAUUUAUGUAAGUGUUAUUAUUUUGCAAACACACACACACACAAAAAAGCAUUCAUCUCACUUUGGAAUUACACAACAGACGGCAAAUGAUUCUUCUCACUGGAUUGUCUCUCUGUUAAUUUAACACAGCAGAGAAAUUCAGUGUUUCAACUGGCAGCUGUCUUUUGUAAAGCUGGACUGUCAAUGCAGGUUAAAAGCUAUGUUAGUAACAUUGCUGCUGUGACUUCAAGAGCUGGUGAGAGUAUACAUUGAAUUUAGCUAUCGAAACAAUCAUGUCAAUUUACUAAUGUUGGGAAAAGAAUGGCCGUGUGGCUAAAGAUAUGGUCUUCUAAACAGAAAGCUCCAGGUUUCCUUGGUAUCCUUGAGUAUAAGACAGUUAAUCCAUAGACCGACUGUAGAGUUUUUGUCUACAUCUCACCUUGACCUGCAAUUUAGGAGGAAAAGGAUUAACACAUUGUCAUCUUCCUACAAGCUGAUACACAACAAGCUCUAGUUGCUGGCAGCUGAUUGAACUCAGUGUCUUUAAAAAGUGGUCCUACUGAAACAAUAACGUCAUUUCCUCCAAAUGUUAUUCUUGGCAGGGUGGAAAAGCACUUCACAUUCUGAAAAUGAAGGACAUUGGAAUAAAGGACGCCUCUACUUCUACUACUGUAUUAAAAUCGUGUCUUCCAUUGACUGUCAGUGCAGUAUUGAUCAUUGUAUACAGUUACUUCAAAUCAAUUAAACUGCAUAUCAAAGUAAUACGGACCUGCCAAAAUCCGAUUUUAAAUUAAACAUUAAUAUGUCAUCUAAUCAGUGGUGGAAGAAGUACUCAGAUCUUUCACUUAUGUAAUACCAUAGCAUAAAAAUACUCCGUUAUAAAUUUUACCUACAUAUACGCCCUACUCCGAAGGCCCCAAGGUCACAGUUUGCCCACUGGUUGUGUGUAAUCUGACUAACUGCAAGUUUU
Xiphias gladius (swordfish) is the source of this 10141-nucleotide messenger RNA. RefSeq names its product fibrillin-2. Gene Ontology annotation, biological process: cell-matrix adhesion. NCBI's taxonomy places the organism in Eukaryota, Metazoa, Chordata, Actinopteri, Istiophoriformes, Xiphiidae. The coding region runs from base 880 to 8631 and encodes 2583 amino acids. Gene Ontology annotation, molecular function: calcium ion binding. The record is from RefSeq and is a predicted model, not a curated record. The transcript is spliced from 25 exons.